UGUAAAAGUUCCGCACGAAGUUUUUGUUUCAGUGCAGCAGGUGCGCGCGGAAAGGCAAGAAGGUCACACGAUAGUUUUCUUGCGUCCGGUAACGAUCAAUAACCGCUGUGUGCCUGCUCUCUCUCAUGAUGCUCGGGCUCACUGUCAUUGUUUUAUUUGUAUUUGUCGGCGGGUGUGUGGCGGAUACUCCGGCUAACUGCAGCUAUUAAGAUCUGCUGGGCACCUGGAUAUUCAGUGUGUCUGAUGUGGGUCAAGAUCGAACCAUCAACUGCUCCAACACAGGUAAAGCAGUGGCAACAGUGACUGUAGAUCUGCAGAAGUUGUAUGUAGCUGUGGAUGAUCUCGGUCACACCGGGUUCUUCACGCUCAUCUAUAACCAGGGCUUCGAGGUGGUGAUCAACGACUACAAAUGGUUUGGGUUUUUCAAGUAUUCUCAGCAGGGUUCAGAGGUGACCAGUUACUGUGAUCAGACACUGCCCGGUUGGGUUCAUGAUGUGUUGGGGAACAACUGGGCCUGUUUUACUGGAAAGAAAGUGCAACCCAUCCCGCCUCGAACUGACUACAACCCCUUGCUCGGAUACAAACACCAGCUGCUCAUGAAGCUGCCAUACACUCACAACAUGGAGUUUGUGGAUCAAAUAAACUCAGUUCAGAAGUCUUGGAGAGCCACAGCGUACAGUCACCAUGAGACCUACACCAUACAGGAGCUGCUGAAGAGAUCAGGAGGGCGUGCCUCCAGUAUCCCACGGCGUGUCAGGCCCGUGACUGUGGCUGCAGGUAUCGGUAAGGUGGCAGCUGGACUUCCGGAGCGCUGGGACUGGAGAGAUAUAAAUGGAGUCAGUUAUGUCAGCCCUGUCCGCAACCAAGCAUCAUGUGGUAGCUGCUAUUCUUUUGCCACUAUGGGAAUGCUUGAGGCACGAGUCCGAAUCCAGACAAACAACACGCAGCAGCCCAUUUUCAGCCCACAGCAUGUAGUGUCCUGCUCCCAGUACUCACAAGGUUGUGAUGGAGGUUUUCCAUACCUGAUUGGUAAAUUCAUCCAGGACUUUGGCAUUGUAGAGGAGGACUGUUUCCCUUACAUCGGGGUCGAUUCUCCCUGCAAUGUCCCUGACAAGUGCGCAAGGUACUACGCCUCCGAUUAUCACUACGUGGGUGGAUUUUACGGCGGAUGCAGCGAGGUGGCCAUGAUGCUGGAACUGGUCAGGAAUGGCCCCAUGGGCGUGGCCUUUGAGGUGUACCAGGAUUUCAUGAAAUACAAAGAGGGCAUCUACCAUCACACCGGCCUCCGUGACACCAACAACCCGUUCGAGCUGACCAAUCAUGCAGUGUUGUUGGUGGGGUACGGGACAUGCCAGAAGACCGGGGAGAAAUACUGGAUCGUGAAGAACAGCUGGGGAACUGGAUGGGGUGAGAACGGCUACUUCAGAAUCCGCCGCGGAACGGAUGAGUGUGCCAUUGAGAGCAUUGCAGUAGCAGCAAUGCCAAUCGCCAAGCUUUAAGAGCGUAUAGACUUAUUGUUGUCAGUUUUAAUCAAAAUGGCAUCAUAUCAUGAUUUCAAAAGUGUAGACUAUUUUUCUGCCUGAAAUUUUUAAUCUUACUGUCCUUUUAAUUUGUGGCCAAGUUGUAAAUCUGUGUCCAUUUUCAAGUUCACCCUGAUCACCUAACCUGUCUGCUUAAGCUGUGUAGUAAGGUAUCUUCAUCUGUUUCAGUUAGACUUUGCUGACAGGCAACUACAAGAGCCAACACCUUUUCAUGUGAAACUUGUACUAAAGUUGAUGCGGUCUCAUUUCUUCAACUGAGGGCGAGGAAAAAGCUUGUGCUUAUCACAACAUGCUGCACCUGUUGGGCUAAAGCUAUGAGCUUUGAGCGCACUGUUAGAUCACCAAAGGAAACUUUGCUAGUCUCCAGUUUGUUCCAUAGCCAAGCGGCGGUCACUCUUGGGUGUGAAGUAGAGUCAAGUAAGUCUGCCCUCAAAGCACCAUGUUUAGCAGCUAAACACUCAAGAGCUACGUACAAGCGGAGUGCUUGCCUGGCACUGCUGAAAGACUACGAAAGAGGACAAAGCAACUUGUUCAUGUCCAAGCUGGCGUCCUGCCUAGUCUCUGGGACUCCCCUCCCUAAUGUCUGUCAUCUUUCUCUACUCUUGCAGUUAUCUGUCAACAAAGUCUACCUGAAACUAGUCAGAAGACUCUAGACUGUAGACUCUCAAUGCUUACAGGCAAUUCAACCAAGAUAUACAAAGUUUUCUGACUUGUGCCUGUCAAACUCCAAGCUGUUGGUGCUAAUGUCCUGACUCUGAUAUUCAGACUUUCAAGGGAUUCUGCCUCCAAAGCACGACAUUAAGCACCCAAACACUCUGAGCUUGAGUGCUGAACCCACCUGGCACUGCUGAAUGACUGCCAUUGUCCCCUUUUCCACAUUGAUAUUCAUUCAGCAAAAAUGCAAUAUGAGUUGGGUCUUUUGAGUUGCCUGUUAACAUUGUACGCUCAAAAAAACUGGUGCUGGUGUCCUGCCGUGUCUCUGGGACUCUUGACAAUGCCAUUGAUCUUGUGAAGUCCAACUGAAACAAAGUGAAACUUGAUUUAGUCCUUCAGUCUUCACUUUUGUUGCAAGGUUCUUCUAAUUGGCCUGGUCUAAUUCCAUGCAAGCCAAUAUCUGCUCCAUCUCCAGAGCUUUGACCUCUCUCUUGCUGACCUCCCGGGGAGUGCUCACGAGACUCAUCUCCUGUACCUCCAAUAUCUUCGGCUUUCAAACAUUGCCGUUAAUUUUAUGACACUAUUCUGACACUCCCGUUUUUGAGAGCCACUUUUGUUUCUCCAUCUUCCAACUCCAGCUCAGUUUUAAUCCUCUAGAAUUAACCGCUCUGUAGACCCUCAUCUCCUGCUCCUCCAACAGUUGCUGCUUGCCAUUUUUAUUGGUGAUUCUUGGCCAUCCUACAAGGAAAUCCUCUCUUUUCUAGUUUUAAUAUGUAAAUUGACUGCACAUUGACUUUGUAGAUCUUGCCUCUAGAUUUUGCAAUGUCAUCCUUUGAGCCACCUUUGUUACCAGGAUAAACCUUUGACCCAUUCACGGAUCUUGCACUAUAUACAUUUGCACUGUGACUCUCCCAAUGGUCUUGUCCCAGCCUUUGUUCCUUUUUAGUGUGGAUUUCCAAAGGGUUAAACUCUUUCCUUUUGGAUCAGCAAUGCCAAAAGUCGAUACCAUUGCUGAGAUGAGUCCACGUGCUGGAACCCCAACAUCUAAUUUCUCAACUGCUUGGUGUGUUUGGGUUUUUUCAAAAGGGAGUAUUUUUUUUAGAUUUGAUUGAUCCAUGUAAGCUCAAUGACACACUGCAGUCUGCAACGACACUUUAUAUCACCAUUUUAAUUGCUUUGUAUUCAGAGAUCAUGUAUUUUUAAUUUUUUUCCCAGGAAAACCUGUUCCUGUUUGAACAAUCAUUUUAUCAACAUAAUUCAUAAAGGGAUGACUGUUUACAGUCUUGUAUGGCUAUUUGCCAAGAGUAUUUGAAUGUGUUUUACCACUGAUUAUGCCAUUUCUGUGUCAUUAUCUUGAAUAAAGUUGCUUUUUAAUGUA
Messenger RNA from Xyrauchen texanus (razorback sucker), 3573 nucleotides. Its product is annotated as dipeptidyl peptidase 1-like. The record is from RefSeq and is a predicted model, not a curated record. Gene Ontology annotation, molecular function: cysteine-type endopeptidase activity. Lineage: Eukaryota; Metazoa; Chordata; Actinopteri; Cypriniformes; Catostomidae. The transcript has 7 exons. Gene Ontology annotation, cellular component: lysosome.